GUUCGAACCUCGAGCAGACCGAUCGUGAGCCCGAUCGUAAUCCUGGACCAAAUAAACCGACGCCUCGGAGGAUCGUGCCAGGAUCUUCUGCCAUGCGAUCAGGAGCAUGCAGAAGCCAUUGAGAGAACUGGGCCGACUGUGCCUCAAUGCCGGCGGACAGAGCAACGUCGUCGUCGCCGAGGUCUGCAACGAGACGCGCGGGGGGCUCCCGCUUCUUCAGGUAUGGCCGAGCGACUCGCCCAGAGGCGAAGCCGACGGACAGGCCCAAGCUUUCUUGUUUCCAGAUGUGCAGGAAAACGUCAACGACAGCGGCAUCGAGUCCAUUCAGGCGUCGCCGUCGCCAUGCGGUGCCGUCUGCAACAGUCCGGCGACGACGCCGCAGCAGUCACGUCGCGCCAGUCUUCUGCAUCCGGAUCACGCGCGGCUGCACCUGCAUCAUCUGCACCACAACCACCAUAACGCGGGCUCGAAGAGUCCGCCGUCGCCGGACCGGACGUCCAUAGACGAGGAUCAGCCACCUGCGCCGCCGAGUCCCUCCAGCUCGACCACCAGCAGCCUGCGAUCGAUGCCGAGCUCGGCGAUCGCCUCGAUGCACUCCCAGGACCGAAGACGCAGCAGCAGCAGAUACAGCAUGUUCGACGCCUUGGAUCUGGAGUACGCCCUUCUGAGGGCCGCGGCCCGCGGCUCCGUCGGCCCGUAUUCCCUGUCGGAGUCCCUCCACAAGCUGACCUUCACUCAGAGCCUGGCCUUUCCCGCCCUCGCGCGCGGUCUCGCCUCCAAGCAGAGCGUGCCGGCGAGAAGACCCCAGCAGCACGCGGAGAGCGGGCUGAACGCUUUCGCGAAGGUGGUGACCGCGCUGGUGCUGAUGCUGGUGAGCGUGCUGGUGUUCGGUGUGGUCUACAAGUUCGCCAGAACGUGAGGCUGGCUGCUGGUGCCCAGUCGGCAUCCUGGCUCGAUGCCGCAGGAUAGCGGACGUUUGGGCGCCAAUGGCGUGUUUAGCGGUAACGUUUGACGGACGAACCUCCUGCCUGCGAGGGAGAGCGAAGCGACAACGGAACGACGCGUCCACCAUCGGGAUGACGACGUUCGGACGUUCAGCUUGAGCGUGAAUCUUUCAACGACAAGAUCGAUGGGUGGAAUCGAGGAUGAACGGUGAGGAGUGUGCGAUAAUCGAUACGCGACUCACCCCGCACGCGGCUGGCCAGAGGUGUGGAAACAAUUUUAUACGUGACUUGUUGUUUCGUCGGAGCGCGACAAAUUUGGCGCGUAUCCGGGUGUAUUUGAUAGGAAGGAAGCGUGAAAGGAGGAUAAUGAGAAACACGAUAGUGAUAAUGAAACACCGACAACGACGGCCCGUUGCGUCGGGCAGAAGCUUGGGCGUGCGUGCGUUGACUAAAAGCAGCAAUUCGCGUUUUGAUGGCGGAUAAAUGCGUGCGGAUGGUAUCAGGUUGGCGGCGAGAAAAAAUUCCGAUGGGGAGGACGCGCGGAGAGGUUGUAAUAUAAGAGAGGUUGUAAUUUAUAAGAGAGGUUGUCAAAUCUACGUCUCCAUUUGCUACGAGUCUAUAUAUAGCUGGUCUAUAUUUCUUAAGAGAUAAUUGUGUACUUGCGAAAGCGCGGCGAAGAGAUGCAUUGAUGACGUCGGAAUGAAAUCCCGGCGAAUGCAGUUGCGAGUCGUGGCAUCUCGUUAACGAAUACAAAUUUGUGCUCCAGUCUCGUCGAGGUGAGACAGAGUUUCGGGUGCAUCGCUAUCGCCGAUAUAACUCGAGUUGCGAGAACUCGUUAAAGGACUCUUCAAUGUGUUGUAUUUUACCGAAUCGUCAAGAGGGAAAGAGAGAUGGAGAUAGAUAGAGAAAGGGAGAGGGAGAGAGAAUGAAAGAGGCGGUAACUGGAGCGGCAGGGGCAGUUAAUAAAGAUCGGUUUCAAAUGGAAGUGAAAUUUAACGACGCGACGAUGACGGAACAAUGGACGGAUUGAAUCAUUCGGACCGUCUGUAUGAAAUCGAUUACGCAUUGCGACAUUCGAGCGGACGUUUGAAAUUUCAAUCAUGAUUGAAUUGUGGCUCAAAUGUAGAUACUUUGCCGAUGCGGACAGAGAGUGAGAGAGGGAGAGAGAGAAAUCGAACGAAAUAAAUGAAGCGAUUCUACUUUCGGGAUUACUGAAGUGUCCUCGAAUACCAAUAGCGAUCUCUAUUCAAGACGACAAAGUCCUAUGCGCAUUGAUUUUCAGCGCAUUUCACCUUGACUGGACCACGUUACGACAAACUUUCGCUCCGGUUAAAACCGUCUGAAUCUAACCCGAGUAAAUCCUCGCGAAGAAAUACAUAUACAGGGUGUUACACUCAUGUACACAGCAAUAUACCAGGUUGUCGUUACAGGCGCACGAAUUCCGGACUGUCGUGUGCGCUCUCUCACUCUCUCACAUACGUGGCCCUGCAGCGGUAACUCGGCGUAUUGUUCCGUAUGUAAGUGCAACACCGUAAGUACAGCCUAUGUACACGGUUUGUGAGAGACACGGGGGGAGGGAGGGGGGUUAUUCUUUGCUCACCCCUUUCUGUGCUCUCCGGGACCGCGUCUUUCCAAUUGUUCUGUCCAACUGUUUGAUUUCGAACUCUAAGAGCCAAAUUCACGAUCUCCGGUUAACUGAAUCAGCUGAUUAUUCCAGUGGGAUUGACCAAUCGCAUUCGUCGUUAAGCAGAAUUGACCAGAAAUAACGGUCGAACCGGUCGCUUGAGUUAAUUGGAGAUUGUGAAACUGGCCUUAAGAUUCCUCGACUCUUUCUCCGGCCAAGCCCCGUUGCUUUGCAGCGCCUUGUCCGCGCGCGGAGUCACCACUUCCUCCGCACGGACGUGCAUGCGAGCAUAAUAAUAAUCUCACGAAUUCUCCGGGACGCCCCGCGACUGUCUUUACACAAGUGCUUUACCUAACUUCUCUCAGUGACAAUCGGCCGGAUAGCCUCGUUCCCGGUAACCUUAUUCUAACGUUAAGCGCGGCUCGGCGGAGCCAGCCUCCGCGAUCGGAAACGACGAAACUUUCCGCUAGAAUUAAACGGUUUCCGACAACGGCGCCGUGUUAAAAUCCGAAGGCAGCUAAUCGUCGAUGCUUUAAUUAAAGCGCAACGUGGCUUGAAACUAAAUCGAACUCUCGCAAUAACCGAACGGGUCUCGCGCUCGCCGUGCGCCAGCUGAUGACCGACGUGUCGAAGGUGUCUGCGUAUUUUUAUAAAGUAUCACAUCGAUCGUUACGUCAGCAAGUAAAAAUAAAUCCGGCUCGCUUGACACGUGCUCCUCUCUUCAUUGAGGAGAUUCUCCGGGAGGUCACCAUUUAUUUUUGCUAGGUCCUAGGAUGCGAUUUCGUUUUGAGCCAGCGAUUAGCUCAGAAGAGACGCCCGAUGAAACAUCUCGGAAUUUAUUUCGUACAGCCUAGUCGGCCAUAUUUUAUGGAUGAUAAAACACACACACACACACACACAUAUAUAUAUAUAUAUGUAUGUAUAUACACAUAUAUAUUAUAAAUAUUUAUGGUCGUUACAUGGAGGCGCAUCUUCGUUACUUUGAUGUUAUGCUUUGUACGAAGCAACGAAAUUUCUAAAAAUAAUCAAGACGCGUCACACACGCGGAUAGCGGAAUUACCGCACUCUACCUUUUUUAACUAUCGUAUUCUGUACAACGUAUGUACACAUAUGUAACGCUGCUGCACUCUACGUGAAGAGGAGAAUUUCUCCUUCCUUACUCCCUUUACAUAUACGAUAUGCGACGUCAGACUUAAAAUUAAUCUCGCGACGGCAUUCUGCCGCCGAGACAGAUCGAAAUUCUGACGAAGGUGUACUUACCUUACAUCUCGCAACGAUAUGCGAGACGUAUACUGCCCCGAGGAUUUUGUAGACGAGUCG
Dinoponera quadriceps is the source of this 3888-nucleotide messenger RNA. RefSeq lists its product as uncharacterized. Bases 107 to 919 code for a protein of 270 amino acids. The transcript has 4 exons. The record is from RefSeq and is a predicted model, not a curated record. Lineage: Eukaryota; Metazoa; Arthropoda; Insecta; Hymenoptera; Formicidae.